AUGCAACAACACACCCACAGUCUCUUCAUGAGACGAACGCUCCACGUCUGGAUAGAGCACCAAGGCGUCGUGCAUAAGUUCGACCACGCAUUUACCAGCUCCCCAGUCAUGAUUGCCCACAUUAUUUACCCUGCCGAUCUCUUUGUCAUGUUCCAGCACUAUGCCGAUCAUCUUGGUCUGGACUGGGAUAUGGACUUUUAUGAGAUGCAUCUGCAUCGGCAUAAGGGGCGCCGGUCGCCACCCCAGGCAGAUCACAAACACCUCGACACCCCUUUAGAGGAUCAGCUCCGGAUUGAUGAGCUUGACACGGGUCAGUUGAGGGCAAUGCUACUUGAAUUGGCAGAGCGUGACUGGGAGGAUGUCAUCUUUAUCAAAGAGGUAAGCGGAGUGCUAAGUGAAGAGGACAAGGAGCUUUGGGAGGCAUUGGAAGGCUUGUCGAGUUUGGCUUUGUUGGAUUAA
This is a messenger RNA of Pestalotiopsis fici W106-1, 459 nucleotides long. RefSeq lists its product as uncharacterized. Bases 1 to 459 code for a protein of 152 amino acids. NCBI's taxonomy places the organism in Eukaryota, Fungi, Ascomycota, Sordariomycetes, Amphisphaeriales, Sporocadaceae. The transcript has a single exon. The record is from RefSeq and is a predicted model, not a curated record.